AUGUCAUGUGCAGAACUGGGAAAUUGUGGAAAUCAUCGCAAAUCUCUUGUCGAAAACCUCGAUCAAAGCCUUAAACGAUUGGGAACUGGAUAUAUUGAUCUCAUGUAUGUUCAUGCUUGGGAAUUUCGUACUCCUAUUGAAGAAAUGAUGCGUUCUUUAGAUGAUGUUGUUAGAAGUGGAAAGGUGCUUUAUAUCGCAAUUAGUGAUGCACCAGCAUGGGUAGUUAGUCGUGCAAAUACGAUGGCCGAGUUACGUGGUUGGAGUCAAUUUAUUGGAUUGCAAACACGAUAUAAUUUAUUGAAUCGUUCUUUGGAAUGUGAUAUACAAACUGCUUGUGCUGAACUUGAUGUUGGAAUUAUUCCUUGGGGAUGUAUCGCUGAAGGAUUUUUGACCGGAAAAUACACCAGAGAAUCAGCUGCUAAGUUAGAAAUACCUGAUAACUUGAGAAGUGAACGUGUUUACUCAAUUAAAAGAUCUGCAGAAAAUGAAAAAAAUUGGAAAAUCCUUGAUGAAGUCAUGGCAAUCGCUACUGAAACCAAGAGAACUCCUGUUCAAGUCGCUUUAAAUUGGAUCUCACAAAAACCUGGUAUUACUUCUCCUAUAAUUGGUGCUAGAACAAAAGCUCAAUUAGUUGAAAAUCUUGGAGCUCUUGAAUUCAAGUUAACACCUGAACAAAUGGCAAGGUUAGAUGAUGUUUCAUCACCAAAUGAAAUACCAUUUCCAUAUUCUAUAUAUUCGAAUUUUGAGAAAUAUAUUGGUAAAGGAAUGCAAAUUCCUGACAAGUAUAAACCCGCUUUUAUGCUGGGUGCACAAGAAAAAUU
Cetraspora pellucida is the source of this 821-nucleotide messenger RNA. The record is from the annotation of a GenBank genome assembly. Lineage: Eukaryota; Fungi; Glomeromycota; Glomeromycetes; Diversisporales; Gigasporaceae.